This is a messenger RNA of Somion occarium, 2867 nucleotides long. NCBI's taxonomy places the organism in Eukaryota, Fungi, Basidiomycota, Agaricomycetes, Polyporales, Cerrenaceae. The record is from the annotation of a GenBank genome assembly.
GCCUGUUAAUGUUGGUGACGAUACGCGUCGCGUCUGCAUUGCGAUCGCGUUCUUACACUCUUACACGCGUUAUAAGUCGUUGUAUGGGGAGACAACAAACACUAGGCAAAUUCUUCGAGAUGCCGAAGGGAGUCAAGCUAGCGCCGCCUCAGCAGUCCCAUCUUGAGGAGAUGUGGGGGAAGAAGAAUCAUCCAGUACAGAAAAUUGCUGAGAUAUCCGAGCAGGAUCAUGCAGACGAGAAGGCUGAAAGCUCGAAACGAAAACAAUCUCCAGCUCCUGAAGAGUUGACAGAGAAACCCUCCCGAUUGAAGAAACGCAAAAUAGUUGAAUCUGAUGUGGAGGAUACCGUCGAUACCCCUGAUGCCUCAAGCUCGAAGAAGAAGGCUCCUAAGAAGAAGGCGGCUCUGAAGCAUGAUUUCAAGCCAACGGAGGAAGAGUCAGAACCGAAAGCGGUGGUUAAGAAGUCCGAACCAAGUGUCGCCUCCAAAAUGAAAGCGAAAGCAGUCGAACCUAAGAAGGAGGACGUUGAGAUGGAAGAGGAGGCAGUUAGCUCCACGGCUACCUCUGAAGUUGAACCAGAGCCGGGAGAGGGUCUUGACGAAGGCGAGGAUGAGAUUGAGGCGGAAGAGGAUGAGGUUGCUUCCAAGAAUGCUGAGGCUGCGUUGUCUAAAACUGAAGCGGUUGAUGUUAAAGGUUGGAAAGAGGGAGACCCCGUCCCUUACACGGCUCUUGCGAAGGCCUUCUCUCUGAUCGAAGCAACAACGAAGCGUAUUGAAAAGACAUCGUUGUUGACUUCUCUUUUCCUGCUGGUCAUACGGCGCCGCGCAAAAGGGGACACGAAUUCUCUCUUGCAGACCGUGUAUCUCUGCAUAAACAAGUUGUGCCCGGACUAUGUUGGCAUAGAAUUAGGUAUCGGCGAGAGUCUUUUGGUAAAGGCUAUCGCGGAAUCCACAGGCCGAAGUCUUGCCACGAUAAAGGCAGACUUGAAGAAAGAAGGAGACCUUGGACUUGUAGCAAUGCAUUCCAAAAACAGUCAGAAGACAUUGUUCAAACCGAAGCCUUUGACAGUGCCCUUCGUCUUCACCAAUCUCAAGGAGAUCGCGCUUAGCACUGGCCAUUCGUCUCAAGGCAAAAAAGUUUCUAUCAUUACGAAAUUACUUGCGGCAUGCCAAGGGUCAGAGGCAAAGUAUAUUGUUCGAAGUUUGGAAGGCAAGCUGCGUAUCGGCAACGCGGAGCGUACUGUGCUUGUUGCCCUUGCACAUGCGGCUGUUCUAGCAGAACAGGAAAGAUCAAACAAGAGAAUGAACAAGGAGCGACUGACCGCCCGGUUAGAGGAAGGAGCCCAUAUCCUGAAGUCCGUCUACAGCGAACUUCCCUCGUAUGAUCUCGUUAUUCCUGCGCUCUUGGAAACUGGCAUCGACAAACUGCGGGAGCAUUGUAAGCUUGUACCAGGUGUUCCCCUGAAGCCCAUGCUUGCCAAACCUACCAAAGCGAUUGGUGAAGUUCUCGACCGAUUUGACGAGAAGCGGUUCACAUGCGAGUACAAAUAUGACGGCGAACGUGCACAGGUACAUAGACUCGAAGAUGGAACCGUGGGUGUGUUUAGCAGGAAUUCGGAGGAUAUGAGUACGAAGUAUCCUGACUUAGUGGAAAACAUACCACAUUGCAUCAAGGAAGGCACGAAGACUUUCGUUUUCGACGCAGAAGCGGUAGCAAUCGACAAGCACGGGAAGCUGCUACCAUUCCAAGAGCUUAGCAAACGGAAACGCAAGGAUGUCAAAGUAGAAGACAUAGAAGUCCGGGUUUGUCUCUUCGCCUUCGAUCUCCUUUACUUGAACGGAGAGUCCUUGCUACAGAGGCCGUUGUACGAACGUCGCGAACUACUCAGACAGCAUUUUCAACCGGUCGACAUGGAGUUCGAUUUCGCAAAGGCUUCGGAUGCUGAGAGUCUGGAUGAGAUCCAACAUUUCAUGGAACAGAGUGUCAAGGAUGGUUGCGAAGGACUUAUGGUUAAGAUGCUGGAAAGUGAAGCUAGCUUCUAUGAACCCAGCAGAAGGAGUGUCAACUGGCUGAAGGUCAAGAAAGACUACCUUGCUGGUAUAGGUGACUCCCUUGACUUGGUUGUUGUUGGGGGAUACCACGGCAAGGGCAAGCGCACAAAUGUCUACGGCGCCUUCCUCCUUGCGUGCUACGACGCCGAUGCAGAAGAGUACCAGACGAUCUGCAAAAUAGGUACCGGUUUCAGUGACGAGAUGUUGCAGUCCCACUAUGAAGCUCUGAAGCCGCUGGAGAUAUCCCAGCCUCGAGGAGACGUGAAAGUCGGUGGAGCGAAACCAGAGGUCUGGUUUGAGCCCAAGAUUGUCUGGGAAGUGUUGACGGCGGACUUAAGUUUGAGUCCGAUUUAUCCUGCCGCGCAAGGCUUGGUCGGCGAGAGGGGAAUAUCUCUUCGCUUCCCGCGAUUCCUUCGAGUUCGUGACGACAAGAGUGCGGAGGAUGCGACAGGGCCAGAUCAGAUUGCUGAGAUGUACGAGAGACAAGUCCUAUCCGGAAGCAAAUCCGGUAAGAAGAAAAAGGAUGGGGCUGAGGAUGACUUUUGGUAAGAUAUUCGGAGGAAGACUCUGAGGAACCAUGCUGUCAGCCUAUCCCACAUUUGUAUAAUUAGUAAUAUAUUGGUAUACAUAUCUAUAGUAACAUCAGCAAGUGCGUACGAAAACGAGGACAACAGGCAAGACGAGUAUGUCAUUUUGCGGCAGCGACCUUUUUGGCUUCUUCUCGCGCUGCUUCUAUGGCCUCUGUGACAGGCCCUUUCUUCGCUGCCUCUUUCUUCUCCUUUCCGCCCAUGUACCAGUAGUUCACGAAGCGACCCU